Messenger RNA from Acanthosepion pharaonis, 702 nucleotides. The record is from the annotation of a GenBank genome assembly. Lineage: Eukaryota; Metazoa; Mollusca; Cephalopoda; Sepiida; Sepiidae.
AUGUUUUCUUCCCUCUUUCUUGUUACUUCCAUUUUUUUCUGGGAUUAUUUCCUUUUCUCAAAAAAAAAAAAUUCUUUCAUUCUGAUUCUUAUUUUUUUUCUGAUUCUUAUUUUUUUUUCAUCAUCUAUUUACUACAUUGUGUUAUCUAUCUAUCUAUCUAUCUAUCUAUCUAUCUAUCUAUCUAUCUAUCUAUCUCAUAUAACCAUUUCUUGGUUACAACACUAUCUAUCUAUCUAUCUAUCUAUCUAUCUAUCUAUCUAUCUAUCUAUCUAUCUAUCUAUCUGUGAAAGACUAAUUAUUAUCUAUCUAUCUAUCUAUCUAUCUAUCUAUCUAUCUAUCUAUCUAUCUAAGACAGACUUAUCCUUUAUCUAUCUAUCUAUCUAUUUAUCUAUCUACUUACCCUUUAUCUAUCUAUCUAUCUAUCUAUAUAUCUAUAUAUCUAUCUAUGUAUAUUGUAGUCUCUUACUGAUCUAUCUAUCUAUCUAUGUAUAUUGUAGUCUCUUACUGAUCUAUCUAUCUAUCUAUCUAUCUAUCUAUCUAUCUAUCUAUCUAUCUGUGAAAGACUUAGUCAUUAUCUAUCUAUCUAUCUAUCUAUCUAUCUAUCUAAGACAGAUUUACCCUUUAUUUAUCUAUUCAUAUCUAUCUAUCUACUUACCCUUUAUCUAUCUAUCUAUCUAUCUAUCUAUCUAUCUAUCUAUCUAA